UGAGUUUUAACGAAAUCUCGACUCGAUCUUCGUUGUGUUCGGUUUCGCUACGCAGGGGCAAAAUCAGUAUAUCGCUAAACGUCAACGGUAACCGAACAGAUCGUCCGGGACAGAAAAGCAUGUGGUUUUCACUGGGAAAUAUGAAUUCGGUUUAAUGAAUUUACUCGAAACCUAACAUUCGGAAAAGUUGUUCUGCAGAUCUUAAAUGCACACCGCACGCACACCAGCUCGCCCAGACACAUACACACACACACACACCCAGAGCUACACAGAUUCAGUUGCUUAAAGUGAAGUUCGGUUUUCACUGAAACAAAAACAGCGCGCUUCGUUUUCGCACUCGCUUAAAUUACAAAAGUGAUUUUUGUUGGUGUUGGUGCAACUAGUUGGUUCUGAUUUUGGGAAAAACGCGCCUUAAAACCACGAAAAUAUCUGCGACUAGCAGUGUGAAAAAGCUGAAGCUGAAGUCAACUCCGAAAAGUUGGCGCUGGUCAAAAGAAAAAAUUCAGCUACAACAACAACUGGCCACUGGAAACUACAGCUACAACAAAUAAAGCAGUCAGCAACAGCAAAAACAACAACCCAGCAAACGGCAUUCUUUCGCGCAACAACAACGACUCCACGCACACAGAUACUCGCAGUUGCGCUCGCCCGCGUGUGCAAGUGUGCUGGUGGUAGUGAGUUUUGAUUAAAGUAUGUGCGACGCUGGAAUGCGGCCCGAUCGCUGUUGACUGCGCAGUCGCAGCGCGCGUCGUGGAAGUGGAAGAGGUCAGAAAGUAACAACAACGAAACGAAAUUUUACUGUUAGGCACUUAUCGAUAGCCAAAUCGAUAGAUCGGUUCAAGAGUGCACGAAGAGUGAGCAAAAGUUAAACAAAACUACAAAUUGAAAAGCCAGUUAUUGUGGAUUACGCGAAACAGAAGCAGAUACAGCACUAACAAUGCCGACAUCUGCGGCGGCUUGAGCAACCUAUUUCGAACGCGCGCGCUGUAUACGGAAAAUGAUGCAGCAUGCGAGCAUUUUGCACCGUCAGCGCGCCUUUGGAAGUAUGCGCGUCCUCAGCAGAGCAACUAUCACCAGGCUCGCGAUUCCUGGCCCUGAGGCUUCUGGGGCAGCAGCAGCCGAAAACCUUGUACUUCCUAGUCGAUGCCAAGAGUCGAGUUCGCGAGGUCUACACGCAGACAUGUCUGCACUUUGCCACGCAAGGGAUGCUGGACACCGAACUAUUUGGUCUGGCUGUGCUCAUAGAUGGCGAGUACAUGUUCGCAGAUCCCGAGAGCAAGCUCUCAAAAUACGGCCCAAAGAGCUGGCGAUCAUCGCACACCCACGGGCUGGAUGCCAAUGGACGACCGCUCCUGGAGCUACACUUUCGCGUGCAGUUCUACAUCGAGAGCCCGUUCAUGCUGAAAGAUGAGACGUCCCGCCAUAAUUACUACCUGCAGCUGCGACACAACAUCUUGCAGCGCGAUUUGCCGAGAGAACAGGCGGAGCAGGCACUGGUCUUCCUUGCUGGACUGGCUCUUCAGGCGGAUCUGGGCGAUGCUCCUCCGGGGUCGAGUGCUUCCAAGGAUGCCAAGGAUGAUUCAGGGGAGGAGGCGUUGGCAUCUUCUUCUAGCGGAGGAAGAGGGCUGAGUGUUACCACUACCUUACCCAAGAUCAGCAAACGUGCCAAUGAGAGGAUGCUAAGACUCUCGACAUAUGUGGCGUCCACAUCAAAGAGAGAAUCAGUACCGUUGCCGCCCACCCUGCCACCGAAUGGAGUCGACUACUACCGGAUCGAGGAUUACCUACCCAGUGGACUGCACACUCCCUGGGCGAGAAGUGCAAUGAGAGCCUGUCACCGGGAGCAUUUGGGAAUGGCCACGUCGGAGGCGGAGCUGCUAUAUAUCCAACAGGCAUGCAGUCUCCAUGAAACCAUCAAUGCCCAUACGUACAGGAUGCGAUUGGCCAAAAGCGAGCAGGGCUGUGGUAGUGCCUGGUUUGUGGUCUAUGCCAAGGGCAUCAAGAUCCUGGGAGGAGAGUGCACCAGCAGCUCACCCAAUCCCGAAACCACAACCUUUCUGUGGCCGAAUAUCACGAAGCUCUCCUUCGAGCGAAAAAAGUUUGAAAUACGAUCUGGAGAGAGCCGAAUCACGCUGUACGCCGCAUCCGAUGAGAAAAACAAACUCCUACUGACCCUCUGCAAGGAUACACAUCAGUGGAGCAUGAAGCUAGCUGCCAGGCUAAAGGAGGUGUCCAAACGGGAGGAGGAGGAGGCUGCCGAAUCACAAAGGCUACAUGCCAGUUACGCUUGCUCCAGAAGUCUGCUCUUGCCCUACAAAAGCAAAAACGAGCAGCGAAUAUCGGUUAUCUCGAGUACCAGCUCCAACACAACCUCUGGGAUAGUAAGUGAUCGGGUGCACUCCGAAGAUGAGCUGGAGAUCAUGAUCAAUACACCACCAGCACCCUUAGCUGCUCCGUCAACGGAAAGUUUGGCCCUGGCUCAUCUCUUGGACAGACCCAGUGUGAGCAGGCAAACUUCGAGUGUGGGCCAGAUGUCUCUGAAGGAUUUGGAAGAACAACUAGCUGCCUUGAGUGUGAGGCCACAAGACGCGAGCUCUAACGGGGCCACGGCCAUCACGAACUCCUCUGUUCAGAGAAAUUCCAUGGGAACAGCGGCCAAUGAUUCCUCUACCGCCACUGAUUCCCCCAGUUCGCAGCAUAACAUCGGCUCUCAGUGUUCCUCCACUUGUAGCACUGUAGUGGUAACUUCUCCUGUCAAUGGAGCAGGGGCUUCCUCGUCAGGUGCCCCCAUUCCUGUGCACUCCACAUCGUCCAGUUUGGAACUUGGCUUUAGUCACACCGCUCAAAACUCGGCCUUGAGCGAAACGAAUCCCGACGAUUUCCUCUCCACAUCGGCAAGAGAAGAAACGGAGAGUGUAUCGGGCGCAUCUGGAGUCUAUACAUUGGCGCACGGAGCUCCACCCACGGAAACAUCAGGUGUUUACACAAUGCACAGCAGUGAGCUAACUGGACAAUCAUCGGAGAUUGCCGAGUCGGAAAAGAGUUCGCACUACGGGAUGUUCCAGCCCCAGAAACUGGAAGAAACCCACGUGCCGCAUCCUGAUUCUGUAGAUGGCAAAAAGAAAGAAGACUUCAGGCUGCGAUCGGAUUCUAACGUCAGCACGGGGAGCUCCUUUAGAGGCGAUGGGAGCGAUCCAACGGACAACAAACAUUCCUUGCUCUCCGCUGAAGAGUUGACCAAUUUGAUUGUGGGCAGGGGGACCUACCCCAGCCGGAAAACGGUAUCCAGUAGUCUUCACUCGGACUGUGAUUACGUGACCUUACCACUAGGAAAUCAAGGAGAAGAGGAGGUGGACCAGCCACCAGCACCACCGCCCCCCUACAGUGCUAGGCAUGAGAAAACUGGUCUAUGUGGCCCACCGAUCAUAAAUAAACCUUUGCCUAAACCUAUAGCUGUGGUGGCUCCCAAACCAGAUUCACCGCCAUGUAGUCCACCGGUGCCUCCAGCACCAAUUCCAGCUCCACCCCCGGCUAUUCGACGAAGAGAUCCUCCGCCAUAUUCCAUCUCUAGCAAGCCCAGACCCACAUCCCUGAUAUCUGUGAGUUCGUCGGCAAAUCCGGCGCCCAGUGCUGCCGGCUCGAUGAGUUCUUUAAAGUCAGAGGAGGUUACAGCCCGAUUUAUCACCACCAGGCCACAGAUAAGUAUCCUGAAAGCCCACACCAGCCUGAUUCCCGAUGGGGCCAAGCCAAGUUACGCGGCACCGCACCAUUGUUCAUCAGUUGCCUCGUCCAAUGGAUCGGUUUGCAGCCAUCAGUUGAGCCAGCAGUCGUUGCAUAACUCCAACUAUGCAGGCGGAUCACAGGCUUCACUGCACCAUCAUCACGUGCCGGCUCACCACCGACAUUCUGGAUCGGCAGCCAUUGGGAUACCAAUAGUUCCUUACGGUCUGCACAAGAGCACGGCUUCACUGCAUCAUCAGCAGUCAUGUGUGCUACUACCGGUUAUCAAACCUCGGCAGUUUCUGGCACCACCACCGCCCAGUUUGCCGCGGCAGCCGCCACCACCGCCCCCACCGAAUCACCCCCAUCUGGCGGGUCACCUUUACGGGAGGGAAAUGGCUAGAAAACAAUUGGAGCUCUACCAGCAGCAGCUCUACAGCGAUGUGGAUUACGUAAUUUACCCCAUCCAGGAUCCAGCGGUAAGCCAGCAGGAGUAUCUGGAUGCCAAACAGGGAUCCCUACUAGCGGCAAUGGCCCAAGCAGCUCCGCCCCCACCGCACCACCCUUAUCUGGCCAUGCAGGUGUCGCCGGCGAUUUACAGAAGCACGCCCUACCUACCACUGGCCUUGUCGACCCACUCCCGAUAUGCCUCCACCCAAAAUCUAUCGGACACAUAUGUGCAGCUGCCAGGACCCGGUUACUCACCCCUGUACUCUCCUUCGAUGGCCAGCCUAUGCUCCUCGUAUGAGCCGCCACCGCCGCCUCCCCUUCACCCGGCUGCUUUGGCAGCAGCAGCUGCAGCGGGGGCUAGCUCCUCGUCCUCCUCGAUGUUUGCGCGAUCGCGAUCAGACGACAAUAUUCUGAACUCGCUAGAUUUGCUGCCCAAGGGAAAGCGACUGCCACCGCCGCCCCCACCACCGUAUGUAAACAGACGGCUAAAGAAACCACCCAUGCCGGCGCCCAGUGAAAAGCCACCUCCAAUACCGUCUAAGCCCAUUCCUAGCAGGAUGAGUCCGGUUCCACCGCGCAAACCUCCCACGCUGAAUCCGCAUCAUGCGAACUCACCGCUGACAAAGACCUCCAGCGGCGCCCAGUGGGCAGGCGAGCGUCCGAGACCUGACUUGGGUCUUGGUUUGGGAUUGAACCGGGGAAACAACAGCAUUUUGGCCCAGCUGCAGGCUUCAAUGGUAGCCCAGUCUCAUGCCCAGGCACAGGCCCAAGCGCUGGACAUUGCCCUUCUUCGGGAGAAGAGCAAGCAUCUAGAUCUGCCACUAAUCUCGGCGCUCUGCAACGAUCGUUCCUUGCUGAAACAGACUAAGGUCGCUAUAAAUCCGAAGACUGGCCAGGAAAUGCCCACGUCCAGUGCACAGCCGUCAGGAGCCACCACAAAUGGUGUUUCCAACUCCUCUGCAGGGGGUGGAACCCUAAGCAAGGUCAGGAAAGGAUCUACCGUCAGCCACCGCCAUCCGCAGGACAAACUACCGCCUUUACCUGUCCAGCAAUUGGCGGAGGCCAACAACUACGUGAUCGAUCCCGCCGUCAUGAUGAAGCAACAGCAGCAGCAGCACAACAAGACCAGCUAGACUCGUCAAGCUAUCUGGGAACCGGAGCGGAUGUGGACAAUGGGUCCAAAGCGACACUCUUCUCUCUAGUUCGAUUGCUGUUCGAAGUGCUGACGUAUGAGUGUGCCCGGGUGAAGAGCUAGUUCUGCGUUCGGAAAUUUGCAUAGAUCAGUUCGGGUGGUGUAGCGUUAUAUAAAUUCGAUCACAGUGUUUCGAAGGGUACAGAUUCGCCGGGCACUAAAGGGUUGAUGUAAACGAAAACCCACCGUAAGAAACCAUUUGUCGGAACAGCAGAAAGAGUAGCUAUUUAGUAGGAACUAACAUGCAUUUAACUAACAAAGCCAGUUCUAUAGAAAAACACACGCUAGCAGGUCCACAGCUUCAGAUGGUAAAUACAGAAAACUAAAGUAACACGAGCCACUGAAACAACUGAAUAAUACAGAGUCAAUACUUAAGCCUACAGGACGUGAGCAACUUAACCUCAAAACACGCAUUCAAAUAAUCAGAACCCAGUCUAGUCACUUAAGGGAAUUGGUAAAGUAACCACAACAGAAACCACAAUGACACACCAUC
Drosophila erecta is the source of this 5855-nucleotide messenger RNA. It is a transcript of the gene ex, whose product is annotated as protein expanded. Lineage: Eukaryota; Metazoa; Arthropoda; Insecta; Diptera; Drosophilidae. Gene Ontology annotation, biological process: positive regulation of hippo signaling. The coding region runs from base 1008 to 5303 and encodes 1431 amino acids. The record is from RefSeq and is a predicted model, not a curated record. Gene Ontology annotation, cellular component: cytoplasmic side of apical plasma membrane; cytoskeleton. The transcript is spliced from 6 exons.